Messenger RNA from Tremella mesenterica DSM 1558, 1659 nucleotides. RefSeq lists its product as uncharacterized. Gene Ontology annotation, molecular function: N,N-dimethylaniline monooxygenase activity; flavin adenine dinucleotide binding; NADP binding. Lineage: Eukaryota; Fungi; Basidiomycota; Tremellomycetes; Tremellales; Tremellaceae. The record is from RefSeq and is a predicted model, not a curated record. The transcript is spliced from 8 exons. The annotation marks the transcript as partial.
CGUAUCGCUAUCAUAGGUGCAGGAGCAUCAGGAUUAACAAGUAUAAAACAAUUGAUAGAUACUUUCCGACGUGUGGGGAGAUCGGUAGAGGUAGUUUGUUAUGAAAGUAAAGAAGAUGUUGGAGGUGUAUGGCUUUCCGAUGAUGUUCCAAAGAAAUAUUUAAGGAAAGAUAUUCAUCAAAAUGAUCAAGAUUCUAUAAUUGUUUAUCCUCCAAUUGGAACGGAUCCUUCUCCUAUGUAUCAUGGUUUAAGGACUAAUUUACCUUAUGAUCUAAUGGCUUAUCGUGAUCAUUUGUUUCCACCUGAUACGACUACUUUUCCAGAUCGAAAAACCAUUCUUAAAUAUCUACAAUCCUACGCCUCUACAUUCUCUCUUCAUCAACAUAUCCAAUUUCAAACCCGUGUCACACGUCUUUAUCUUUCUCCCAAAUCCACCGAUACAAACAGCGUACGAAGAUGGACCAUCCAAACUAUCAACCUCAAAACCUCUAUAACUUCCUCAGAUACAUUCGAUCAUGUAGUAGUUUCAAACGGUCAUUAUGCUGAAGGAUACAUACCUUCCAUACCUGGUUUAUCUUCAUUUCCAGGGGAGAUAAUACAUUCCAGAUAUUUUCUCGACCCAGAGGAAUUCAGAGGGAAGAGUGUUAUGGUAGUUGGAUCUUUCGCUUCUGGUUCUGAUUUAUCUAGACAAAUAGCUUCUUUGAAUUUACAUUCUUCUCAUCUUUCAAACCCACCCCAAUCGAAUCAACAAACAUCUUCUUCAUCGGGGAAUGACAUCACAACGGAUGAUGAAAAAUAUACAAAAGUAUAUCUCUCAGCAUCUUCUCAAACACAAUAUUCAAACACUCCUGAUCAACCAUGGACACCUUUUAUAAAAUUCGUUCCUCUAAUCAAAUCAAUUUCACCAUCAACAACGAAUCAUACAAAAGGUAUAAUCAAUCUUCAAGAUGACCAACAAAUAUCCGAUGUGGAUGUUAUAAUCUUCGCUACGGGAUAUUAUUUUUCUUUACCAUUUUGUAAAACCACUGAUGAACCUUGGAUCUCUAAUGGGAUUUUAAAAAGUUAUAUCGAUGAUGGGGAAAGAGAAAAUGGUUGGAAGGAUGAAAUUGGUGGUUUGAAAGGAUUGAAAAUGGAAGGAUUAGAUGAAUUGUUGUUGUUUUUGAAAAAUGAUAAUAGUAUUGCUUUUCCUGUUUUACAAUAUCAAAUCGUUCCAUUCCCAUUCGCAGAGAUCCAAGCACGUUUAUUUUCUUUCUUAUGGUCUGAUCAACUUCCUGAUUUCUCAAAACAUCCGGAAUUACCUCUAAACCCUAGUAAUCCAUAUUCUCAAUCCUCUAAUUCCACUCUUCAUUCUAAAUCCGUACCAUCUUCCUCCCUCAAUACCGCCCAUUCAGCUCAUUUCUCCACUACUUCCACUAAUAAAGGUCCCCAUUCGGUUGGUGGAUCGGAUCCUAUUAGAAAAGUAGUGACAAUGAGACAAAAACUUGUUUUCGGUGCACCGUACGAAUGGACCUAUUCAGAAUUUUUGAUGAGAUUGAUGGAUGAAGCAGAGGAUCAAUUUGAGAAGAAAGAAUUAGACGGUUGGAGGAAAGUCGAAAUUUGGAGAAGAGAAAGAAGGGAGGAGAUUGCUCAAGGUUUAAGAAAGAAAUUAUUAGGUUAUUGA